UUUACAAAAACAAGAGUUUCACUUUCAAAAAUAAAGAAGAAAUUUAAUGAAGAUGACGCAGUAAUUUUAGAAGCAACAUUGGUCAAUUCUUCAAAAACACUGGAAAGCUGUGUAGUUCAGUCUAGAUCUAAUAAUGAAGCCGAGGACAAUCUUGCUCAAAAUCGCCUGGAUUAUCUUGACGAACAAGUUAAUUUAAUUGAAUGUCAAGAAACUUUUAUUCAUGAAGAACCAGAAGAAUCAAAAUCUGCAAAGUCAGACUGGACACGAAGAACUAAUGAGAUUUAUAAAGACUGGGCUGCUGUUAAACAAGAUUUUUUAGAAGCUUUCGUGUCUUCAAAAUCAUUUGCUACUUCUUGGUGUGCGGACUGUCAAGCACCACUUCUGCAGUGCUACAUUUCCUGUGACAAUUGCCGUAUGAAGAGAUGUGAGAAAUGUGAUCAAGCUUUUCACAAAUGUCAUCCUUUUCAUCUGCGUACUUUCUACGAAAAAGAAAUUUCAAGGAUUCUCCUACCUGAACAAUUUAUUUUGUCUGGCCAAGUUGUUGCCUGUGAUGUUCCAGUUCCAUGUUUCCCAGUAAUGUUCAGCUGCCAAACACGUGAUUGCUUAACUGCUUUCUCAUUAGCAGCUGGUAAAAGGAGAGUAGUCAUCAUCACAGAACGAGGAAGAUUUGACCUUCAUUCUUGCGUAUUCCAGUGUGCUACAUGUGGCGAAAAAAAGGAUGCCAACGAGGCGGAUUAUGUCGUGUCUGGCUGGUGGCCAACGUUAGCAAGAAACGGCUCAUAUUUUGUAUCUAGUACAUUACUUAAAAUAUAUAGCGCUGCGUGUAUACAUAUACCGGGACACGAGUAUAAUAGUUCCAAGUAUACAUUGGAUUUAGCAAGAUUUUGUUUGCUAUUGGCACAUUUCGAAAUCACGUUCCAAAUCCGUUUCCCCAUCACAGAAGAGAUCAAUGAUUUUUGGAGACUUUCUGGAAAAUCAGCAUAUCCUUGGAUGACGUCAAACUCUUGUUUAUAUCGAUACACCUUUCUUGUUGGAUGGAAUUCACCCAAAAAUGAGACGCCGACGUUAGAAUGUUCUUAUACGGCAUUAGAGGGCCUCAUCAAAUCGUGAACCUUGGCCUUUUUU
Daphnia magna is the source of this 1125-nucleotide messenger RNA. RefSeq lists its product as uncharacterized. NCBI's taxonomy places the organism in Eukaryota, Metazoa, Arthropoda, Branchiopoda, Diplostraca, Daphniidae. Bases 415 to 1110 code for a protein of 231 amino acids. The transcript is spliced from 3 exons. The record is from RefSeq and is a predicted model, not a curated record.